AUGUCUGUUGAACCAUACGAACAUCAUCCGGCCACAACUGUCUAUCACAAACUUCCAUCUGAACCGCUGGACACUCCAAGAAGUCUCAUAUUCAUACCUGGCAAUCCUGGAUUAGUGGAGUUUUACAUUGUGUACUUGAACUUGAUUCAAGAGCAAUACCCGGACCUUGAGAUCCUCUGUGUAUCGCAUGCGGGUCAAAAUACCACCCCUUCCACAGCACAGUCGGCCCCACAGUACGAUGUGCAUUAUCAGGUUAAUCACAAGUAUGAGUUCAUACGAAAACACAUUCUAGAUAAGUAUGACGACAAGCCGGUGGAGUUAUGGAUCAUGUGUCAUUCCAUGGGGGGGUUCGUCACACAAAGAGCGGUAAGGGAGUUGACGAACGACUCAAAACUUCAGGGGAAAUUCAAUUUGAAAUUCAUUGGACUAAUCUGCCCUACAAUCAAGGAUUUAAACCGUUCAAAUUCAGGUACAAAGGCAGCCCCACUUUUCGAAUGGCUCCCCAUGAUAACGAUAGUAGUUUGGUUUUCGAAGUUAUUGAAUUUGAUACUUACUGAUGAGUCCAAACUGAGUAUAAUUCAAAACAAAGUUUUACAACCAUCCCAAAGUCACUCAAAAGCUGCCAAGGAUCUGAUGAAAUACUCCGUUGGGGCUGUAAAAGACUUAAUCAGUUCACCAGCAAUUGUUCGCCAAGCUUUACAAUUAGUUGACGAUGAGCUUCAAGUUAUACGUGAUGACGAUACCGUAAAUGAUUGGUUUUACAAAGACUUAAAGGGCACAAAAAUUUGGACGUUCUAUGCACAUAAUGAUCAUUGGGUGGCAAAUUUCACCAGAGAUAGUACUAUUGCGCGAUACCACAACCCGCAAGACGAUGUUGUCUUCGAGUUGGGAUCAAAAGAGGGAAACAUCCAGCAUGCUUUUUGUGUGAAUCAACUGGAGGAGUUCGCUGCUAUUACGUUAAAGCAAUUGAAACAUUUCCAACUUUAG
Molecule: messenger RNA, 987 nt
Organism: Diutina rugosa
Lineage: Eukaryota; Fungi; Ascomycota; Pichiomycetes; Serinales; Debaryomycetaceae
Exons: 1
Coding region: 1-987 (328 amino acids)
Biological process (GO): lipid storage
Cellular component (GO): lipid droplet
Molecular function (GO): lipase activity
Source: RefSeq, a predicted model, not a curated record